Molecule: messenger RNA, 6076 nt
Organism: Hypanus sabinus (Atlantic stingray)
Lineage: Eukaryota; Metazoa; Chordata; Chondrichthyes; Myliobatiformes; Dasyatidae
Product: receptor-type tyrosine-protein phosphatase H-like
Exons: 25
Coding region: 448-5271 (1607 amino acids)
Biological process (GO): angiogenesis; protein dephosphorylation
Molecular function (GO): cadherin binding; protein tyrosine phosphatase activity
Source: RefSeq, a predicted model, not a curated record
ACUAAAUCCCCUGUGGCAGGCAAUGGAAUACCUGAAACUUCUUGAAAUAAAGAGCUGCUUUUCCCUCACCUGGAGCUGACAUGAAAACAAAACCCAGCCGGCAAUCCCACGGCUAGAAAUGCACUGCGGGACUCUGCAGGCAGUGUCUGGGUCAAUACCCCCUGCCACCUUUUGCGAUCGGGGGGGAAAACACACACCUGGGACUGAACUGUGCUUCUGUGCAGAGAGCGGCUGCUAAUGGGCUGGUGACAUACACACGUAGCAAAAUCGAGCAGGUUCAUGAACUGACUGCUACUUUCACUUCCUUAUUGGGUUGGGCUGAACACACAGAGCAAAAGUCAAGAUCACGCCAUUGCAACUCAGUCAUUAAUGGAGAUUCUGUCACAAUGACAAACAGCUUAACACCAGCACAGGGAAGGAAAUGAUGGUAUCUGCCGGCGGAGGUAAAUGAAAGGGAAGAUUCUGAAUAGGAUGAGGUGGUCUUGGAUGGAAAGAGGAAUGAGACCCUUUAACUGCUGGCUGCUGCUGCUACCACUGCUCUUGACUUGGGAAGGUGUUUGCAGUCAAGAUUGCAAAGCUAUUGAAGUCCUGCCUGUCAACACGACUGCUCUGAAAGUUGACUGGAGCUCCAUAAUUGAAAACUUAAAUAAUUUAUCAAUAUCACUUAUCGAUAUCACCAUUGGUCAAGAUACAAGAACCAUUAGCAGCAGCAAAAAAGAAGAGAUCAUUGAUAAACUUGAACCUGGGACGUACUAUAAUAUUUUCUUCAGUGCUGAAAAUGGAUCAUUCAACUGUAAUCUAUCAUCAACAACAAAUCCAUCACCAGUCACUGGACUUAAAGCAGUAGACAGGACAACAAAUUUAUUAACAAUUGGAUGGAUACAGCCAAAUGAUGCAAGAGCUGUUAACUAUACCUACAGAAUUACAGUCACUAAUGUGAUUAAAGGUAGCAGUUCGAUCCACAACACAACAAAAGGCCAGACAAAUUUCACAGCGACAGGCCUGGAUCCUGGAGAUCAGUACAUGCUAUUGGUUGUGUCAGUAACUCCGGAGAACACACUGAGCUCUCCUGUGAAGGUGACAAGCACCACAAAUCCAUCACCAGUCACUGGACUUAAAGCAGUAGACAGGACAACAAAUUUAUUAACAAUUGGAUGGAUACAGCCAAAUGAUACAAGAGCUGUUAACUAUACCUACAGAAUUACAGUCACUAAUGUGAUUAAAGGUAGCAGUUCGAUCCACAACACAACAAAAGGCCAGACAAAUUUCACAGCGACAGGCCUGGAUCCUGGAGAUCAGUACAUGUUAUCGGUUGUGUCAGUAACUCCGGAGGACACACUGAGCUCUCCUGUGAAGGUGACAAGCACCACAAAUCCAUCACCAGUCACUGGACUUAAAGCAGUAGACAGGACAACAAAUUUAUUAACAAUUGGAUGGAUACAGCCAAAUGAUACAAGAGCUGUUAACUAUACCUACGGAAUUACAGUCACUAAUGUGAUUAAAGGUAGCAGUUCGAUCCACAACACAACAAAAGGCCAGACAAAUUUCACAGCGACAGGCCUGGAUCCUGGAGAUCAGUACAUGUUAUCGGUUGUGUCAGUAACUCCGGAGAACACACUGAGCUCUCCUGUGAAGGUGACAAGCACCACAAAUCCAUCACCAGUCACUGGACUUAAAGCAGUAAACAGGACAACAAAUUUAUUAACAAUUGAAUGGAUACAGCCAAAUGAUACAAGAGCCGAUAACUAUACCUACAGAAUUACAGUCACUAAUGUGAUUAAAGGUAGCAGUUCGAUCCACAACACAACAAAAGGCCAGACAAAUUUCACAGCGACAGGCCUGGAUCCUGGAGAUCAGUACAUGCUAUCGGUUGUGUCAGUAACUCCGGAGGACACACUGAGCUCUCCUGUGAAGGUGACAAGCACCACAAAUCCAUCACCAGUCACUGGACUUAAAGCAGUAAACAGGACAACAAAUUUAUUAACAAUUGAAUGGAUACAGCCAAAUGAUACAAGAGCCGAUAACUAUACCUACAGAAUUACAGUCACUAAUGUGAUUAAAGGUAGCAGUUCGAUCCACAACACAACAAAAGGCCAGACAAAUUUCACAGCGACAGGCCUGGAUCCUGGAGAUCAGUACAUGCUAUCGGUUGUGUCAGUAACUCCGGAGGACACACUGAGCUCUCCUGUGAAGGUGACAAGCACCACAAAUCCAUCACCAGUCACUGGACUUAAAGCAGUAAACAGGACAACAAAUUUAUUAACAAUUGAAUGGAUACAGCCAAAUGAUACAAGAGCCGAUAACUAUACCUACAGAAUUACAGUCACUAAUGUGAUUAAAGGUAGCAGUUCGAUCCACAACACAACAAAAGGCCAGACAAAUUUCACAGCGACAGGCCUGGAUCCUGGAGAUCAGUACAUGCUAUCGGUUGUGUCAGUAACUCCGGAGGACACACUGAGCUCUCCUGUGAAGGUGACAAGCACCACAAAUCCAUCACCAGUCACUGGACUUAAAGCAGUAGACAGGACAACAAAUUUAUUAACAAUUGAAUGGAUACAGCCAAAUGAUACAAGAGCUGUUAACUAUACCUACAGAAUUACAGUCACUAAUGUGAUUAAAGGUAGUAGUUCGAUCCACAACACAACAAAAGGCCAGACAAAUUUCACAGCGACAGGCCUGGAUCCUGGAGAUCAGUACACGCUAUCGGUUGUGUCAGUAACUCCGGAGGACACACUGAGCUCUCCUGUGAAGGUGACAAGCACCACAAAUCCAUCACCAGUCACUGGACUUAAAGCAGUAAACAGGACAACAAAUUUAUUAACAAUUGAAUGGAUACAGCCAACUGAUACUAGAGCCGAUAACUAUACCUACAGAAUUACAGUCACUAAUGUGAUUAAAGGUAGCAGUUCGAUCCACAACACAACAAAAGGCCAGACAAGUUUCACAGCGACAGGCCUGGAUCCUGGAGAUCAGUACAUGUUAUCGGUUGUGUCAGUAACUCCGGAGAACACACUGAGCUCUCCUGUGAAGGUGACAAGCACCACAAAUCCAUCACCAGUCACUGGACUUAAAGCAGUAAACAGGACAACAAAUUUAUUAACAAUUGAAUGGAUACAGCCAACUGAUACAAGAGCUGUUAACUAUACCUACAGAAUUACAGUCACUAAUGUGAUUAACGGUAGCAGUUCGAUCCACAACACAACAAAAGGCCAGACAAAUUUCACAGCGACAGGCCUGGAUUCUGGAGAUCAGUACACACUAUCGGUUGUGUCAGUAACUCCGGAGGACACACUGAGCUCUCCUGUGAAGGUGACAAGCACCACAAAUCCAUCACCAGUUACUGAACUCAGUCAAGUAAACGGGACAACAGAUUCGUUAACAAUUAAAUGGACAAAGCCAAAUGAUGCAAGAGCCUCUACCUAUACCUACAGAAUUACAGUCACUAAUGCAAGUGGUACCAUUUGGACCAGCAAGACAGAAAAAGAUGAGACAACAUUCACACUGAAAAGCCUGGAUCCUGGGGAUCAAUACAAUCUAUCAGUGCAGUCCGUAACUCCGGAGAACACAUUGAGCUCUCCUGAGGAGGUGUCAAGCACCACAAAUCCAUCAUCAGUCACUGAUCUCUCUGUGGUCAACAGGACGACGGACUCAUUUGCAUUAAAAUGGAAAGCACCAACUGACUCAAGAGCCCUUUCCUAUACCUACAAAAUCACUGCUACCACUGUUAAUAGCAGGUCUAACAACAUAGAUCCAAAGUCUGGCCUAGGCAAAGUUUUAACAACAGAUCCAGGCAGUACGGAGUUCAUAGUGAGGGAACUGAUUCCGGGGGAAGAAUACAAGCUAACCGUGGAGUCAGAAACUCCCGAGAACACCCUGAGUGCCCCUUUGAUGGUGACAAGCACCACAAUUCCUGGUACUAUUUCCAACUUCCGCUGCGCUGGGCGGACAGGAUACACGAUCAGGGUGGAGUGGAAUGAACCGAAGGGCACGUUUACCAGUUUCAAAGCCAUCACUUCUGACGAUGACCAUCUACUGGAGAAUCGUACCAUUGAGAAGGAUAAGGGAACACUGAGCAUUCCUAAUCUUCAGCCUGGACGCAAGUACACGAUCAAAAUCACCACGGUGAGCAGGCAGACGUACAGCGAGCCCGAGGUCAAGGAAUGCUGGACCAGCUCAGAUCCCAUUAUCAUAGGAGCGAUUGUGGGCUCUCUGCUGGGUCUGAUCGUAAUUUGCAUGCUACUGUUCUUCAUCUUCUACAGAGCCAGGCGUCAGAGGAAGAAGCAGGAUCCAGGAUCUUCGUCAAUGGGCGUCCUUUUUUCAGAAUACAAGCCCAUUCCACUGAGUGAAUACGAGAGGUACUUCCAGAAGAAGCAUGCAGACACAGAUAUUGGAUUUGCUGAGGAGUAUCAGAGUCUGGCAAACGUCGGCAUAGAACAGUCAAAGGAGGUCUCCCAACUCUCAGAGAACAGAUCAAAGAAUCGAUACACGAACAUUUUUCCUUAUGACGCUGCCAGAGUUAAACUUAGCCCACAGCGCGGUAGCAGCUCUUCAGAUUACAUCAAUGCAAGUUACAUGCCUGGUUACAACGUCGAAAAGGCAUUCAUCGCUGCCCAGGGACCCCUGCCUCAUACAGUGGCGGACUUCUGGCAAAUGAUUUGGGAGCAGAAGUCAAGGGUCAUUGUGAUGCUGACCAACUGUAUUGAGCUAAAUCGGGUCAAAUGUGAACACUAUUGGCCAAUGGACAACAAAACAUCCGUCUACGGGGACAUCGCAGUGAACGUCAUUUCAGAAGAGGUUUUGCCUGAGUGGACGAUCAGGAAUCUCCACGUCGAGAAGGCUGGAUGCUCACAGCCCCGUACAGUCACCCAGAUGCAUUACACCUCGUGGCCGGAUCACGGUGUUCCUAACACCACGGACAAACUGCUGCAGUUCCAAAAGUAUGUCCGGGAUUACAUAAACGGGAAUCAGGGGGGACUCCCUGUUGUACAUUGUAGUGCAGGUGUUGGGCGGACUGGCACUUUCAUUGGCCUUGACUACCUAAUGCAAUGUGUGGAAAAGGAGUUAUUGGUUGAUGUUUAUGGAAUUGUCCGUAAAAUGAGGAUGAAUCGGACGUGCAUGGUUCAGACCGAGUCUCAGUAUAUCUUCCUGCACCAGUGCGUUCUGGACAGGCUACAACAGAAGGACGUCAGUGAACCCAUCUACGAGAAUCAACAAGACCUCAUCUACGAGAACGCCAGUGCCAUUAAAGCUGCGUGUAAUCACAACCAUUAGUCGGAGCUACAGCUGUAUUGCAUGCACUUUUGUUGCCAUAGAUACAGGGUGCACUCUGUCUGUGACCGUGGCCGUGCCUUUUUCAAUAUUCUACCAUCCCUGAUCAUAUGAAGACUGGACUGAUGUCAGCAGAGUACUAUCUCUUUUCGGACCUUUUAUAGUCACUGGGGCACCUUAACUGAGUCCAGCUCACCGUCUAUCUCUGGUCCGCUAUCUCCUCCAGUGCAUCCAUGUCUGCCGCAGUGUUUUCAUGUUUCCCUGUAUAUAUCAAACUGCCUCAUUUUCUCUACAUAUUACACUGUUUCUGUGUCUCUCACACUACUUUCACCAGCCUCUCUACAUCUGUCUUGCUUCCUCUGAACGUCACUCAAUAUUCACAUUGAACCCUCCAUCCGUCCUACUGUUAGUUUCCGCCCAUCUGUCCCACCAUUUCUGUGUUUCUCUUGGUCCACGAGGGAGAAAAAAAUACAAGCCGGGGACCAAUCAGCCCUGGCUGGGCCACCUGGGUGAGGGUGUCUAAAGACCCAAAUCUCCCAAUGAUCCCAGGUUACAUCACUGAUGUUGCGUCCCAGCACGUCCUAGGAUGUGUGGUAUCUCAGCAUCAAAUAGUUUACCUCCACUGACUCAGUCUCAUUUCAUGGUCUGCGACACUGGCUGAGCAAUUGUCUGCGGCUUACCUCCGGUCCAUUGUCUCCAUUUCUGACCCGCUGUCUGUGACUCCAUCUCUGACCUACUUUCUGUCUCAGAGUCUUUGCUGCCAUCUCGAAGCUCGCUGCUGAGAGGCACCCUGCCUCCUCCCGCCUUA